Molecule: messenger RNA, 1397 nt
Organism: Pocillopora verrucosa
Lineage: Eukaryota; Metazoa; Cnidaria; Anthozoa; Scleractinia; Pocilloporidae
Product: two pore potassium channel protein sup-9
Biological process (GO): potassium ion transmembrane transport; stabilization of membrane potential
Cellular component (GO): plasma membrane
Molecular function (GO): potassium ion leak channel activity; outward rectifier potassium channel activity
Source: RefSeq, a predicted model, not a curated record
UUUCUGAACAAGAAGAAAUUCAGAUGGCUGGAAGCGGAAAGGCAAAAACACUCCUGUUUUUAUUCCUCGUCUGGGUAAUUUAUCUGAUUAUUGGAAUGUUUGUGUUCAGAGCUAUUGAACGUACUGAGAAUGAGAACAAACCACAAGAGGACGCCAAGAAGCAGUCCUUGGACGCAAUUAAAGACAAUGUGACGACUAAGUACAACAUGAGUGAAGCAGAGUUUGAUAUCAUUGUACAGCAGAUUGAAACAGCUUCAUCGGAUUCCAGUGGUGGACCAGAAUGGAGCUAUACCGAAUCACUUUCUUUUGUGAUUCAAUUGGCGACAACAAUUGGUUAUGGUAACAUCACACCAGUGACAACAGGUGGCCGAGUGCUUUGCAUAAUCUUUGCCCUCAUUGGUAUCCCGAUCAACAUCAUAUUCCUGCAGUUACUUGGAGAAAGAAUGCUUCGCGGCGAGCAUUUUCUCAUCAUGAAAUUCGAAAAAGGCUGCCUGAAGCGAGAGGGAGCGCCAAAAUUCAUGAAUGAAAAAUGCUCUUUCGUGGGUAUUCUUCUGUUGCUGAUUAUAUUAUUUGCAGGCGCCGGGAGUCAAAUUGAGAUGGAAAACUGGACAUUUUUUGAAGGUUUCUAUGCUUACUUUAUAACUUUUACAACAGUAGGCUUUGGUGAUCUGAUCCCAGGGUCAAUGGCUGGUGGUUCUCCAACGGCAAAGCAUGUGCUUGCCAUCUUCUUUAUCCUCAUGGGUUUGGCGGCCAUGUCGAAUGUGAUCAAUGGACUUGUGAAUUGCACCGAGAGUAUGGAAUUGUUCCGGAGAUUGGGCGCGCGCUGCGAUAAAAAGAGAAGUGUGGAUAUUUCUGAGACGCCAAAAACUAAUGAAAUGGAGUUAAAUGAGAACUAUGCUCCAGAAACGAUUUGAUUUUUAUCUCCGCUAUUAUGACAGUGACGCUUUUCUAGUUUCCCGAAAAAGUGACGUAACUCUUCGUAAAUUGUCUUCAAAUUAAAAAACGAACGUCUCCAUUCUGAAUCUUGCUCAGCAGCCCGGCCGCUUAAACGUGACGUAGUAAGGUCAAACAUAAAAAAAAAAACACAAAAAGGAAUUCUGGAGUCAAGUUAUUUCUUUACGUAGCAACCAAAGCAGCAACUAAACUGCAAGUGCUUCGUGCGUUGUAUUUUUGCUCGUGAGGCCUGGUUACUGAGUUGUUUCAAAAUUGCGGCGUCCCUGGUUGAAUUUUCACCACAUUCGAAGGCAAAUUUUGAACAUUUAAGGUACCCUCGGUAGUCUGCAAGUAACAGAUCUUUUGGCAGGAAAUAAAUCUUUUCAUGAAGAUUUUGAUAAUGGAGAUAAACUCUUUACAUAUAGAUUAUAAUAGUGACGAUAAAAAUUUCUUGUCAUUCUUAU